Messenger RNA from Patiria miniata (bat star), 3567 nucleotides. RefSeq names its product gamma-tubulin complex component 5-like (gene tubgcp5). NCBI's taxonomy places the organism in Eukaryota, Metazoa, Echinodermata, Asteroidea, Valvatida, Asterinidae. Gene Ontology annotation, molecular function: microtubule minus-end binding; gamma-tubulin binding. The transcript has 22 exons. Gene Ontology annotation, cellular component: spindle pole; centrosome; equatorial microtubule organizing center. The annotation marks the transcript as partial. Gene Ontology annotation, biological process: spindle assembly; cytoplasmic microtubule organization; mitotic cell cycle. The record is from RefSeq and is a predicted model, not a curated record.
UGGUGGACGAUAAUCAAGAGGGCGACUAUCGUAACAACAGAGGGCGCCUGUCUUCCUCACGCCGCGGGUACCCGUUGCACCUUUAAUCAUUGCGAAUGCGAGAAGCACCGUAACGGGACCAGUGAAAAAGCAGACGAUACAGAAAUGGCGCAGACUUCAAGUUUAGUCGAAGAAGAGGCCAAGAAAUUAAUCCAGAAAUUGAUGGGUUUCAAAGAUUCCAGUGAUGAGAAUUUCCGUCGGUCAUUGCAGUUUGUUCUGUCAAACUUCAAGUUCCAUCGGUAUUUGGACGUUGACAGUCACAAAAUUAACAGCAAGCUGCAAGGCCUCCUCCAGAAGUUUGAGAUUCACUCCCAGCUUGAGAAGGCAGAGUCCCUUCGGAAGUUGACCGACAACUUUCUUCAACUUCCUCUGUCCCCGAAAAACCAAGAUGCAAAGACAGAUAUCCAUUAUUCCAUCUUGUCAGUCCUGUUGAGUCUGUCCGACAGGCCAGUGAAUGUGGCUUAUACCGAAACACUGCGUGUGCCCAAACGUGAAGCAGGGGAUGGUUUUGACUGGGGAGCGUUCCUUCAGGAGGGCUUGGCUCCUAUCCCAAAUUUUGGUGAUUCUUCAUCGGACGAAUGGUCAGAUGAAGAAGUCCUGGAUGACUCCGCUAUUCAAGCAGACCAAUCAGAAACCAGCCCUGCACCUGCGCGGCAUCCGAUUGGACGGGCCGUUUCAGGGCGUCCAAUCAGAAGCCACGAUCUCGGAGAGGAGCAUCAUGGGAGGAGCUGGCUCCGGAGAAACGUCGUUGUGCAAUAUUGGGAAGGGGAAAGAGACAGUGCUGCCCAGGGUGCACACAGCGCAGCUUCAAUGGCCAGCACAUGGAGAGCCUACGAGCAGCAUCGUGACCCGUUCCCUUCCGUCGAAGAAAAAUACACGCUGACAGAGAUGCACAUCAUACGGGAAACCAUUUGGGUGUUGAUGGGUGCUGAGAACUCCUUUGUGUAUCAACUACAAGACGGCAAAUUCACAUCCAGGCAAGAUAUACAGGUUUCACAUCUAACCCCACAAGCACUGCACAGAUUUACAUCCAGACUUGCUGAGAUAUGCACAAACACCUGUGUCUUACAAUCGUUUGUGGAUUCCAUCAGAACGACACCAAUGGGGUACAUAAACGCCAAAGAAUCAUCAUCAGAAGGACAAAGCAAAAUGAGGGGCCAGACUUUUGAGAGCUUUGCCGAAGCCCUGUCCGUCAUACUGUGGGAGUUCCGGAGGAAACUCACCGCAUGGGAGAGAGAAAUCUCAAAGCAAGAAUCAAGCUUGACAUUGUCCCAGUUUGCCGCCGAACUGGAACCCUGGGCUGGUAAGCUUUCCCUGCUGACCCAUGUCUACGAAGCAGGAAUUGCCAUGGGCCAGACAGGAAGCUGUGCUCAGAGCACCUGGCUCCUGCUGACGGCGCUGCAGGGGACCAUUGAGGCCGAGUACCAACAGGGGAUGCACCGGGAAGAGAAUGUACUGAUGCUGUUAAGAGUGUGGUUGGUCACGAUCCGCCCUUACAUUCAGUUCCUUGACAACUGGUUGUCUGGCCACCCACUAUAUGACCCAGCGCAGGAGUUUGUAAUUCAAAGAAAUCCAGAAAUAAUCAUCAAAUCACACGAUUUUUGGGAGAAGGCUUUCACCCUCCACCGUUUCACACCCCCGAAUAAACUUGGUGCCGCCCAGCCCCAUCAUUCCGGCGCGCAGCAGUCAGGACCAGACCAAAGACGGAAGGAGGGAGGAGAGAAGGUGGCUGUGCCCUCAUUCCUUCAGCCGGUCUUGAAGCAGAUACUUCUCGCCGGUAAAUGCAUGGAACUUCUCGAGAGCAUGGGUCAGCUUCCUCUAGUCUGGAGAAAAUAUCACCCAGAGAAAAGUUCCGUCUACGACAAAUUUUCCACGUCGGUCAAGAAUCGUCUCCACAGCUCAUCAGCGGAGGUGACUGACGGAAAAGUCGCAGCGUCAAAUUCUCAGCCAGAGAGCGACCAGUCGCCAGCCCUUGUCCCCCUGAAUGAGCUGCAGAAGCUCGGAGUCCGGGACCCUCUGAUGGCGCACAACUUUCGAGACCUGUUCACCGAGCUGGAGUAUUUCAAUUCGGAGACUGAAACUGAAGACACAAGCUGGUCUUCGCUUCCAGACUUCAGUCUCGGUCACCCAAGCCCCAUGAAGCCCCUGAAACUGUUACUGCACAGAUGUCUCUACCCGCUGCUGAUGGCCAAGUGCCAAACCAUCUGCGAGGAAAUAGUGGUAGCCUUGAAGAAAGACUACCACCUGAUGGAGAUGUUUGCCUCCAUGAGGAAAUUUUAUUUGUGUGAGGCCGGCGACACCAUGUUCGACUUCCUGUCGGACCUGUUUGACAAGCUGAGGUCAUGCCAACAUGAGAGCCAAUGGCAGGACACGCUCUACCUCAACUACCAGCUGCAGACGGCUGUCAGCACCAGAUAUCCUGCCGACGCAGACAGACUGACCGUAAGCUUUGAGCCAGUGAGUGUGCCCUCUGCUGUCUCAAUGCAACCAAUCCACGCUUUGGACGGACUAACACUUCACUAUAAGGUCCCGUGGCCGCUUGAUAUCAUCAUCAAUUCUGAGACCAUUGCAAGCUACAAUCAAGUCUUCAGGUUCCUACUUCAGGUCAAGAGGGCCAAGUACUGUCUGGACCAACUCCGAUUCAGCUCCAUCAGCCGUUCUUCAUCCCCAACAUUGCCAGCUGAGCCAGAGGGUCAAAGAGCAGGGGUCAAAGGUGACUCUACCCUGACCCCCAGGCAGCCCCCACUCCCCAAGGCACAGCUACUGCACAGAGUCUAUCUGCUGCGCUACAAGCUGAUCCACUUUGUGAACGCCGUCCAUAGCUACCUGAUGUCCAGAAUCCUUCACAGUACUGGUUUGGAGUUCCAGUCUGAUAUCGACAAGGCGCCCGAUCUGGAAGCCAUCUUAGACGUCCACGCCAACUACCUAGACAAGGUCUGGGAACGCUGCCUGCUGCACAAGAAGGUGGGCCUGGUGCGGGAGGCUGUCAUCAAGGCCCUAAAUCUUGCCCUAGUCUUCCAGAGACGCUGGGAUGCUGGACUGACAGCUUUCAGCGCCGAGAGAAUCGAGCAGAUGCUGAGCGAAUUCAACAAAUGCAGCACGUUCCUCCUGACCAUGCUGAACAACAUCAACAAACGGGGAGCCUUCCCCCACUUGGAAGCCCUUGCUUUGUCCCUCACCCAAUCACACGAGGAGUCGUCAAGCUCGAGACCCGAAGAGGGGCUGCAAACCACAUGACACUACAGAGGGCGCUUUUCAUGACCCUUGAGGGUGCAACCCAGUAAAUCGGCCCAAAAUCUGUUUGCCGAGCUCAUGAAUUAAAGUUAUACACUCAAAUUAUUCUAUAUUAGAGAGUUUUGAGAGCCAUGGAAUUGGGGAAUUGAAGACACAUGGCACUACACCUCUGGCCUGGACUUGCGGCUUCUAAUUCUGAGAUGCGGUUGGGUCCGAAAGUGGUGCUAUAUAGCCAUGUUGUGGAGGGAUCCUUUUUCAAAAUGGCAACUUUUCCAGUUUGGAAAAUAUCAUUCG